Sciurus carolinensis (gray squirrel) is the source of this 1137-nucleotide messenger RNA. It is a transcript of the gene Cisd2, whose product is annotated as CDGSH iron sulfur domain 2. The record is from RefSeq and is a predicted model, not a curated record. Gene Ontology annotation, molecular function: 2 iron, 2 sulfur cluster binding. Gene Ontology annotation, biological process: autophagy of mitochondrion; regulation of autophagy. Gene Ontology annotation, cellular component: mitochondrial outer membrane; intracellular membrane-bounded organelle. Lineage: Eukaryota; Metazoa; Chordata; Mammalia; Rodentia; Sciuridae. The transcript has 3 exons. Bases 92 to 499 code for a protein of 135 amino acids.
GGCCGCCGGUCGCUUCCGCUUUCGGCGCAGGCGCGGCGGCUGGGCCGGAGCGCGGAGGGGGCCCGGAGAGGAGCUGACGCCGCUGGCCAGGAUGGUACUUGAGAGCGUGGCCCGCAUCGUGAAGGUGCAGCUCCCCGCUUAUCUUAAGCGGCUCCCAGUUCCGGAGAGCAUUACCGGCUUCGCCCGCCUCACAGUUUCAGAAUGGCUUCGGCUAUUGCCUUUCCUUGGUGUACUUGCACUACUUGGCUACCUUGCAGUCCGCCCAUUCCUCCCGAAGAAAAAACAACAGAAGGAUAGCUUGAUAAAUCUUAAAAUACAAAAGGAAAACCCCAAAGUGGUGAAUGAAAUAAACAUUGAAGAUUUGUGUCUUACUAAAGCAGCUUAUUGUAGGUGUUGGCGUUCAAAGACGUUUCCUGCCUGUGAUGGUUCCCAUAAUAAACAUAAUGAAUUGACAGGAGAUAAUGUGGGUCCACUCAUACUGAAGAAGAAAGAAGUGUAAUAGUUAUGAUUUAGGAUUGGUUCAAUUGUGUGCUGUAAAAUCUUACAAUAUUUUUUCAUUCUUUGUGUAUAAAAAAUCUUCGAGAUGGUGAUCUUAAUUAUUACUACUGGCUGAAUAAUUAUUUCUGCCAAUUUAUUUUCUUGCUGCACUACUGUUUAUAUUUGAUACUUAGUAUAUUCAAAGCCAUUUGUGUAGAAGUUAAAUUGUCAAGCUUCAUUCUGACUUCAAAGAAUUAAUGUACCUUUCAGCAAUAAAAUCAGUACUUCCGAUUUUAAUUGAGAAAUCAAAAUUUUGGCAAUGUGUCCAACACUGUUUUCUUUCAAUGUUAAUAUUUCAACAGAAUCUAUACUUUAAAAUUUUCCUACACUGUUAAAUGUAUUAUUUUUCAUAUUGCUUUGUUUUGAUCCUUUGAAGUGAUUUUAUCCUCCUUUGGCCUUUUACACUGUGCUUUUUUUAAUAGGGGAAUUAAGAAAAACAUUGCCAUCAAGAACUACUUGAGGUUACAGAGAUAAGUUUUUGCUUUAUAGAAAUUGUUGUCUUAUUAAUAUGAACACCCCAAUUUCAGAAAAGAAGUAAACUGGAUAUAAAAAGUUCCAAUGAGGAACAGUUAUUUACAUUAUAAAAGAUUUGUUUACUUU